GAGCAUCAUGUGUUGACAACGGGAACGACGAAAUACCAAUAGCAUCCUUACUUUAGAAGUGAAACUGGAGUACGGAAUUCUAGCCAAUAUGCAAAAAAUUAACCACCGCUGCUCUCAUUACCCAGCAUUGCAGCUUACUGGUCGAUGCGUGCUUCUCAUGAAGAGUAUGGAUACCAACAAAGACCAGCAUAGGAGCAGUUUCAUGGAACUUACAUCCUCUUCCUCUCUAAAUGAGGGGAAUGACGUACCAAUCUCAACAAGACAAGCAUUUGCUAUCCCGCAGUCGCUGUCGGGAAAUUCGUAUUACCACCGGCGCUUUCUGGGCAGCGCAUCUUCUCGCCAGCAGGUAGACCCACCAGGCUCACUGGGGUUGAGAUCGGAAACCCAUCUAAAUGCAGGGGAUCUCCUCCUACAUGCAAUUUCCUCCUCGGUGUCCCGUCACCUGCGGCACCUCCCAAUGGCGGACGUCACUGGGAUCCGCACCAGUUAUUUUGAUGCAUCAGAGCGCUCCAAAAACGCUCUGGCUACCCUGGAUGAGGUUGUUGAAACUAUGCACUGGCACGAUGGCAGCGAGGUGCCUGCACUAAAGCGAGGGGAAGUUCCUGUUGGGCGUUUGGUGGUAUUGUGCACGUAUCCAACACGAAGAGAGUUCCAUAAACAGGGCUUACCAGCAGUUGAAGGUAGAUGUUCCACAGAGAAGCGUGUUCCGUGCGUUUCUGUACCACUCUUUCGCGCGCUCCAAGCAUCUGUGAUGGUGGAAAACGCUGGUGUGUUUUUUCUUAAUCGCAGAGGAUCACUAUUCUAUCAUUCUGAUUUUGAAGCGCUACAGAUGGCGAAGGCGGUCGCCGCACGGUGUCAUAGCGUGUGUAGGCGAACCAUGCUCCGUCCUAGGGUCCGAGAUGGUAAUGUAGUUGGAGUACAGCUUGUCAUGUGACAUAUAUAUAUUCAUAUGCAAGUCUGGUUCUGCGGGAAAGCAUAACUUACAU
Phytomonas sp. EM1 is the source of this 986-nucleotide messenger RNA. Lineage: Eukaryota; Euglenozoa; Kinetoplastea; Trypanosomatida; Trypanosomatidae. The record is from the annotation of a GenBank genome assembly.